This is a messenger RNA of Ochotona curzoniae (black-lipped pika), 4444 nucleotides long. RefSeq names its product nuclear factor, erythroid 2 like 1 (gene NFE2L1). Gene Ontology annotation, molecular function: RNA polymerase II cis-regulatory region sequence-specific DNA binding; DNA-binding transcription factor activity, RNA polymerase II-specific. Bases 581 to 2809 code for a protein of 742 amino acids. Gene Ontology annotation, biological process: regulation of transcription by RNA polymerase II. Gene Ontology annotation, cellular component: nucleus. The transcript is spliced from 5 exons. The record is from RefSeq and is a predicted model, not a curated record. NCBI's taxonomy places the organism in Eukaryota, Metazoa, Chordata, Mammalia, Lagomorpha, Ochotonidae.
GGAGGGGUCGGGGAGGGAAGCAGAGGCUGGGGAGCUCUAGGCCGGCCGGCGGCGGCGGCUGCGGCCUCGGACUCAGGCUGAGGGCCUGUGGUGGCGGACGCCCGACUCAGCAGUUUCUCUGGAAACCCCCCUGGUAAGUGUGGCGGAGGCGGGACGCUCUGACCCAAGACAAAAGGCCUGUAGCCGCAGCCAAAGACAAUAAACCUUAGGAAGCAGAAGGAAAAAAAAAAAAGUGCAUCAGCUGUUGCUGAGAGCAGCCUGCAGUUGGAAGCUUCUGAGAGACCGGCUGAUGGGAGCGAGGAAGUGACUGGACUGUGGAGAGGCCCGCCAGGGGUUAGGAGCAGGUGUGUGCUUUCAGAGGUGAGGUGGCGAGCAGGGAGAAGUGGAUGUGGGGGCUGGCGCGGGGCCUUGGCUCCACGGGGUGCGCUCUCUGGGGCCCCGCUGUCCUGCCAGGGUGGGCCACGCUGUCGGGCGCCAAGGAGGGAGACCUGCCAGCUGGAGCGGCGGCGCAGCGUGGCCUUGAUUUGUCUUUUUGGAAGAUUUAAAAACCAAACAGCAUAAGCGUUGUGGUCCUUCAGCAAUGCUUUCUCUGAAGAAAUACUUAACAGAAGGACUUCUGCAGUUCACCAUCCUGCUGAGUCUGAUUGGGGUGCGGGUGGACGUGGAUACGUACCUGACCUCGCAGCUGCCCCCGCUGCGGGAGAUCAUCCUGGGGCCCAGUUCCGCCUACACGCAGACCCAGUUCCACAACCUGAGGAACACCUUGGAUGGCUAUGGGAUCCACCCCAAGAGUGUAGACCUGGACAAUUACUUCACGGCCCGGCGGCUCCUGAGUCAGGUGAGGGCCCUGGACAGGCUCCAGGUGCCAAGCACGGAGGUCAGCGCCUGGCUCGUCCACCGGGACCCGGAGGGCUCCGUGUCGGGCAGCCAGCCCAGCACAGGCCUCACCCUCGAGAGCUCCAACGGCCUCCAGGAUGUAACAGGCCCAGACAACGGGGUGCGAGAAAGCGAGCCGGAGCAGGGAUUCAGUGAAGAUUUGGAGGAUCUGGGGGCUGUUGCCCCUCCAGUCAGUGGAGACCUAACCAAAGAGGAUAUAGAUCUGAUUGACAUCCUUUGGCGGCAGGAUAUUGAUCUUGGGGCUGGGCGUGAGGUUUUUGACUGUAGUCACCGUCAGAAGGAGCAGGAUGUGGAUAAGGAUCUGCGAGAUGGAGGCGAGCAGGAGGACCCGUGGUCAGGCGAGGGUGCGGAAGCUCUGGCCCGAAACCUGCUAGUGGAUGGGGAGACCGGCGAGAGCUUCCCCGCACAGUUUCCAGCAGAUGUGCCCAGCCUAACAGAACCUGUGCCUGCUGAAAGCGAGCCCCCGGCCCUGCAGAACAACCUCCUGUCUCCUCUCCUGACGGGGACGGAGUCACCAUUUGACUUAGAACAGCAGUGGCAAGAUCUCAUGUCCAUCAUGGAAAUGCAGGCCAUGGAAGUGAACUCAUCAGCAAGUGAAAUCCUGUACAAUGCCCCUCCUGGAGACCCACUGAGCACCAACUACAGCCUUGCCCCCAACACUCCCAUCAAUCAGAAUGUCAGCCUGCAUCAGGCAUCCCUGGGCGGCUGCAGCCAGGACUUCUCCCUCUUCAGCCCGGAGGUGGAGAGCCUGUCCGUGGCCGGCAGCUCCACGCUGCUCCCGCUGGUCCCCAGCAAUUCCACCAGCCUCAACACCACCUUUGGCUCCACCAACCUGGCAGGGCUCUUCUUCCCACCCCAGCUCAACGGCAGCGCCAAUGACACGGCAGGCCCCGAGCUGCCCGACCCGCUUGGGGGGCUGCUGGACGAAGCCAUGCUGGAUGAGAUCAGCCUGAUGGACCUGGCCAUCGAGGAGGGCUUCAACCCUGUGCAGGCCUCUCGGCUAGAGGACGAGCUCGACUCAGACUCCGGCCUCUCCCUGGACUCGAGCCAUAGCCCUUCUUCCCUGAGCAGCUCCGAAGGCAGCUCUUCCUCCUCCUCCUCCUCUUCGUCCUCUUCCUCCACUUCUUCCUCUGCCUCUUCCUCUUUUUCUGAGGAAGGCGCCGUUGGCUACAGCUCAGAUUCUGAAACUGUGGAUUUGGAAGAAGCUGAGGGCGCCGUGGGCUACCAGCCUGAGUACUCCAAGUUUUGCCGCAUGAGCUACCAGGAUCCGUCUCAGCUUUCCUGCCUGCCCUACUUGGAGCACGUGGGUCACAACCACACGUACAACAUGGCGCCCAGUGCUCUCGACUCUGCUGACCUGCCACCGCCCAGCGGCCUCAAGAAGGGCAGCAAAGAGAAGCAGGCUGACCUCUUGGACAAGCAGAUGAGCCGGGAUGAGCAUCGAGCCCGGGCUAUGAAGAUCCCCUUCACCAAUGAUAAGAUCAUCAACCUGCCUGUGGAGGAGUUCAACGAGCUGCUGUCCAAAUACCAGCUGAGCGAGGCCCAGCUGAGCCUCAUCCGAGACAUCCGGCGCCGGGGCAAGAACAAGAUGGCGGCACAGAACUGCCGCAAGCGCAAGCUGGACACCAUCCUGAACCUGGAGCGGGACGUGGAGGACCUGCAGCGGGACAAGGCGCGCCUGCUGCGUGAGAAGGUGGAGUUCCUGCGGUCCCUGCGGCAGAUGAAGCAGAAAGUCCAGAGCCUGUACCAGGAGGUGUUUGGGCGGCUGCGGGAUGAGAACGGGCGGCCCUACUCGCCCAGUCAGUACGCGCUUCAGUAUGCGGGGGACGGCAGCGUCCUCCUCAUCCCGCGCACCAUGGCCGACCAGCAGGCCCGGCGGCAGGAGAGGAAGCCAAAGGACCGCAGGAAGUGAGCCUGGGGGGCGCGGGGGUGGACGCUCACCAAGACCGGAAACUGGAGAAGGCCUGGGCCUGGGCCGGGACCUACAGUGGGGACUUAAUGCCUUCUUAGCCAAUGUAUCUUCUCAGAUGGGAUGACUGCAGGUCAGUGUACAGGAAGAAGUGGGCGCGGGCGCUGUCUGGCUCAGCUUCGCCCACUGGGGUGGAGUGCAAGUGCCAGGCCAUUUGGGUGGACAGGGUCCUCACCCCUACCCCUUUCCUGGGAGGAAGGGUGGUGCUGGCAUCUCUACAGGUCGAGGAGCCAUGUACUUGAGCAAAGGGUGAAGGGAAGGAAGGCACUGGAGAGAAGAAAGUAGUAGAAAGAAGGAAGGAAACCCAGAACAAUCAAAGCAGGAAGAAAAUCAAAGGGAAGGUGAAGUUGGCCAGGAUCCGGGCAGCAGGCUUGAGGGACUCGGAUGGGCUUAAGGUGUUCCCUGGUGCGGCAAACCCCGUCUCACCCCUGGAGGGUACAGACACAGGGGUAUGGAGGGGCGGUUCGGCCACCCCGAAGGGGAGCAUUUGGAUAUUGCCAAUAAUGCUUCAGUUGAGUGGAAGCCACUGGGACCCCAACACUAGCUUGACGAUUUCGGGUGAAAGGGCAGAGGAAGCAGAAAAGAAUCCCAAGCCCUGGGUUCCAGCAGCUCCAGCACCCAGCAUGUCACUCACUGCCCUGCCACUGCCAUCUCCCUCCAGCUCAGCCCAAGCCGAGGCUCCCACUCUCUCCAGCAGAGCCUGCAUGUCAAUGCUGUCCUCUAACCUUUCCGGGGGUGUGGGUCCUGCCUCUCCCUGGCUGCCGUAACCCUCCGGGAGCUGGGACCCUGUCUAGCCUUGCUCCUCGGGCUGCCUGGAGGCGGUGGGGAGGGUGUGGAGCAAAGUGCCAGUGCUCUGCCUUCUAGCAGUAUUCAGCACAACACUGGGGAAGACACCUUCCCGCUGCCUGCCUACAGGUACACGGGCUUGCCACUGGGAAGAAAACGAAAGUCUAUAAAACCCAGCAACAAAACUAGUCCUCUUAGAAUUUCUUGCGCUUUGAUUUUUUUCAGGGCUUGUGCCCAGUUUCACCUAUAGGGUCUAGAAUGCUUGUGUUGAGUCAAAAGGAGAUGCCCCGAUACUCAAAGCUGCUAAAUGUUCUCUUUGCCAUAAAGACUCCGUGCAACUGUGUGGCACUCGGGAUUGUUCCCUGUCCCGAGGUCUCCAUCUGCUUUGUUUGGGUUUCUUUCUAGAAGAAUGAGAAGUGCAUGUAGUGGGGGCCGAGAGGCUCCCCCAGGUUCCUGGAGGCAGAGGCAGGGGGAGCCCCUUGGUGGCCAAUGGUUCCAGGACCACAAACACUGUGUGUGUUUGCCACUGCUGCCCCGCCCUUGCCUGGCUUUGGGGUAUGCCUGCCCCAGACCCCCGGAACAGCUGGGGGAAGCACUGAUCGCCCUCCCCGGGUGGGCAGAGGGCCGUUCCUAACUGAGCAGUAGGAAUAGAAGGUGUGAGCCUGGGAGUGCUUUUAUAAAUUAUUUUCCUUGUAGAUUUUAUUUUUAAUUUAUCUCUGUGACCUGCCAGGGAGAGAAGAGAGCGAGCGAGAUGCUGUGAGCACAUGACUAAAUAAAAUAAAAUAAAAUGGA